Zasmidium cellare ATCC 36951 is the source of this 918-nucleotide messenger RNA. RefSeq lists its product as uncharacterized. The record is from RefSeq and is a predicted model, not a curated record. NCBI's taxonomy places the organism in Eukaryota, Fungi, Ascomycota, Dothideomycetes, Mycosphaerellales, Mycosphaerellaceae. Bases 1 to 918 code for a protein of 305 amino acids. The transcript has a single exon.
AUGUCACAGAACGAACAACCCCUCACCUUCACGCUCAAAGAUGGCCGCAAACUGGGUUACUCCAUCCUCGCACCUGCCAAUGUCACACAACAUACCCCUACAGUACUCUACUUCCAUGGCUGGCCAGGUUCGCACCCCGAAGGCGGGAUGAUCAAGACGCCGGCGAUCCAACAUCGAAUCCGCCUCAUCACAGUUUCACGCCCAGGAUUUGGCGACUCUUCCUUGAAGGCCGAUCGCACACAUCUCGACUGGGCAGACGAUGUACUUGAGUUUGUGGACUCUAUCGGCGUCCAGCAAUUCUACGUCCUUGGCUUCUCGGGCGGAAGUCCAUACACACUUGCAUGCCUGGCAUCUAUCCCAAGGGAGCGUCUUCUCAGAGGGGCGAUCGUCUCGGGCGCCUACCCUGGAUGCAUGAAGAGCAAAGAGACGAUUCUCAUCAACAGGGCGGUUGGCAUUGCGGUUCGGACACCAAUAUUAUCAAGCCUGCUGCCCUAUAUAGUUGAGUUCUACGUCGGCCGUGAAGCGCGGGAUCCAAAGAAAGCCGAACAGUUCGAGAAACGUUUCGUAAAAGACGUGGGUGCUAGGCACCCGAAAGAAGCUCAGAGCUUAGAGAAUGUCGAAGUUCGCAAGGCGGCAGUAGAUUCCUGCAGAGAGUCCUUUAAGCAGGGUUCGCGAGGGUGGGCUUGUGAGGCGAAGCUCUUGAAUGAGGAUUGGAAGAUUCCCGUCGAGAAGAUCCAUGGCACGAGGCUUGAUGUGUGGCAUGGAGGACAGGAUCAGAAUGUCUCGCACAAGUUGGCUGAGGAGAUGACUGGUGUGUUGAAAGGUUGUAAGCUGCACCUGUUGGAGGAUGAGGCUCAUGUGAGCCUACUUGUGAACUAUGCGGAUCAGAUACUUGAUGCAUUAUUAGUACUCGAAUAG